Molecule: messenger RNA, 1771 nt
Organism: Xiphias gladius (swordfish)
Lineage: Eukaryota; Metazoa; Chordata; Actinopteri; Istiophoriformes; Xiphiidae
Product: neuronal pentraxin-1-like
Exons: 5
Coding region: 85-1359 (424 amino acids)
Source: RefSeq, a predicted model, not a curated record
AAAUCUCAGAGACACCACGCACUCAUUCACACACACAUACACACACACACACACACACCCUCAAGCCGCGCUACGACUGGAGCCAUGGAGGGGUUCCCGUGGAAACUUUUAAUACUUUCUUGCCUGGUUUUUAUGGGGAGCUCCGCGCAAGACUUCGGACAGACGCAGUUUAUAUGCACGUCCGUGCCCAAGGAUAUGGACCUGUGCACGGCUACGAUGCAGAACAGCGGGCCGGCGGAGGACCUGAAGACCACGGUCAUGCAGCUGCGGGAGACCGUGCUGCAGCAAAAGGAGACCAUUAUGAACCAAAAAGAAACCAUCAGGGAGCUAACCUCCAAGUUGAGCCGCUGCGAGAGUCAGAGCCUGCCCGCGGCGGCGGCGGGACCCGGUGGGAGGCGGCCGGGGUCGAAGAACACUAUGGGCGAUGUUUCCCGGGGCACCACGGACACUCUGGCCCAGCUGGGACAGACUUUACAGACGCUCAAGCAGAGACUGGAGAAUCUAGAGCAAUACAGCCGAGGGAACAACACCGUGCAAGCCAACAGCCUGAAAGAUCUGCUGCAAAACAAGAUAGACGACAUGGAGAAGCAGGUUCUGUCCCGGGUCAACACGUUAGAGGAGACCAAACCGGGCGCCAGGAAUGAGACCGAGCAGCGGAACAGAGUGGAGUCCACGCUCACAUCUCUGCACCACCGGAUCACAGACCUGGAGAAAGUCAAAGACACCAGGCCAGCAGAUAAGUUCCAGCUCACCUUCCCCCUGAGGACCAACUACAUGUACGCCAAAGCCAAGAGGAGCCUCCCUGAGAUGUACUCCUUCAGUGUGUGUCUGUGGAUCAAGUCCAACGCCUCGCCUGGGGUGGGGACACCCUUCUCCUACGCUGUGCCGGGUCAGGCCAACGAGCUGGUCUUGAUCGAGUGGGGGAACCACCCCAUGGAGAUUCUCAUUAAUGACAAGGUUGCAAAGUUGCCUUUCCUCAUCAACGAUGGAAAAUGGCAUCACCUCUGCAUCACAUGGACCACCCGUGACGGGAUGUGGGAGGCCUUCCAGGACGGAGUGAUGCGUGGCAGCGGGGAAAAUCUGGCACCGUACCACCCCAUCAAACCAGAGGGAGUGCUGGUCCUGGGACAAGAGCAGGACACGCUGGGAGGAGGCUUUGAUGCAACCCAAGCCUUUGUCGGAGAGCUAGCAAACUUAAAUAUCUGGAAUAGGAAACUUUCUAUUGGCGAAAUCUACAACUUGGCGACCUGCAACAGCAAAGCACUGGCUGGCAACGUCUUCUCCUGGACGGAGAACAACAUUGAAAUAUUUGGCGGAGCGACCAAAUGGACCUUCGAGUCUUGCCGUUCGCCCAACUGAACUGCAUUUCACCGUUCAAGAAAGGCCUCUCUGUAUUUCUGAGCUUUUUUCGUUCUAGUCUUCAUUUGACGUUUGUUAGAGACUAUUUGAGUUAUUGGUAAGCUUAUAUCUGGGAUUUCUAUCAUUCUUAGGUAUUCAUGUGCUAAACAAAAUUUUUCAUCUUGAGGAAAAAAAAAUCUAAUUCUUCUUGGGAACCUCAGUGAGAAAGUAUUGGUAUCUGUUGCUCCUUUUUUUUCCCUCAGACGUUCAGUUAGAAGCACACCUAAGCUUUUCAUUUGGCUUGUUUCGUCUUGGACUGGCAGCUGGCAAUCUGCACCUUAUGUUUGGACAAUUCACAAUCCAAGUGAGGAAUUACAUAACCGCUCCCACCCCUUCCCUCUGGAGAGUGGGAGAUUAUGCUGUCCGUCCAAUU